Hemibagrus wyckioides is the source of this 2682-nucleotide messenger RNA. RefSeq names its product solute carrier family 35 member G1 (gene slc35g1). Gene Ontology annotation, biological process: regulation of cytosolic calcium ion concentration; calcium ion export across plasma membrane. The transcript has 3 exons. Gene Ontology annotation, cellular component: endoplasmic reticulum membrane; plasma membrane. The record is from RefSeq and is a predicted model, not a curated record. The coding region runs from base 383 to 1612 and encodes 409 amino acids. NCBI's taxonomy places the organism in Eukaryota, Metazoa, Chordata, Actinopteri, Siluriformes, Bagridae.
CACCGUAUUUUAGGGCCCGUUUUCCAAAGUGACGGUCGUGUUUAAAAACGCUCCGGUUUGAAGUUAAGUGUUUUUGCAAAUCUGUGAUAUCAACUCACAUAAAACCGCUCACGUACUCGCUAUAGUGUUUAAGUGUGUUUAUAGUUCCAAAAAACUGCUAUGUUAAACAACAUUGGUACCAGGAAUCGUAGUAUAGUGAGGUAUCGUGUGGAUUGGGACACGGCCGAAAAACUCUCGUGCACGCGCUUUCGCCCUCUAGUGGCAGAACAUGGCGUUUGCCAGUCAGCGUGUGGCAAGGUUAAUUAUUAAGCUAACUUCUGCAGCUCAGGGAACAGUGUGACGAGGCGCGUUGCCGAGAUAUGAGCACCUGUUGCGUCUUGAUAUGGAUGAUUUGAGACACGGGGAUGGCAGAGAGGGAAACGACGACGAUGGCGGACACACGGUUUUAUCGGUUGUCCCCUUCAGAGAGGAGGACGCGGCGUUUCUGAAAGUUGACGGUGAUGCGGAGGAGAAUGAGAAGAAUGAGGAGGAGGACGGAGGAACUCGGUUACGAGGCAGUUUCAGACUACUCGAGGGAGGUGAUGGAGGUGCCGAGAUGUCACAGAAAAACUCACGCGACUGGACGGGCUGCUGGUGUGUGAGAAAAGCGCACGAGCACGAGGACGGCACGGAGGCACGCGCAGCUCCGAGCGAGAAGAAAGCGUGCUCUGGCCUGGGCCUCGUCUACACUCUCCUGGCCUCCGUCUUCUUUUCGGUCGCUUCUCUUCUGGUGAAGAAAAUCGACGGUAUUCACGCCGUGGAGAUCAGCGCCAUCCGCUGCUUUUUCCAGAUGCUGUUCGUCCUGCCAGCCAUGAUCUACUACAAAACUGGUUUCCUGGGUCCUCAAGGCAUGCGAGUGUUCCUGUUUCUGCGAGGUUUCCUCGGCUCCAACGCUAUGAUCCUGCUGUACUACGCAGUGCUCCAGAUGCCCCUGGCUGAUGCCACCGUCAUCACGUUCAGCAACCCUGUCUUCACGUCCCUGCUGGCUUGGAUCUUCCUCAAGGAGCGCUGCACCAUAUGGGAUGUCGUAUUCACCGUAUUUACCCUCACUGGAGUCAUCCUGAUAGCGAGGCCGCCCUUCCUCUUCGGGGGUGAGCUCUCUGGCAUUGAGGGUAACUACGGCAACCACAUAAAGGGUGCCGUGGCAGCUUUCUGCAGCGCCAUCGCGGUAGCAUGCACGAUGGUCAUCUUGAGGAAGAUGGGCAAGAAUGUGCAUUACUACCUCGCUGUCUGGUAUUACGCCCUCCUGGGUUUCAUAGAGUGUGUGGUGGUGUUGUUCGUCAUAGACGAGUGGGAGAUACCGUCGUGCGGAUGGGACCGGUGGAACCUGAUGGCCAUCGGGCUCCUGGGUAUCGGCGGCCAGACGUUCCUAACCAAAGCGCUGCAGGUGGAGAAAGCUGGCCCUGUGGCUCUCAUGAGGACCACGGACGUGGUGCUGGCCUUCAUAAUGCAAUUCCUCUUCCUUAAUCACACGCCCACGUGGUGGAGCGUCGGAGGAGCGCUGUGCGUCAUUAGCAGCACCACCGGCGUGGCCAUCAGGAAGUGGUACAACAGCACAAGGCAGAACAGCUGAGAACCAAAAGAAACCUACAGAGUUGACAUUUCAUCAUCCUAGUAUUUAACUCACUUGCACUAAAUGCUAAGUUUGUUAGGUACUCUCAAUACCAUCUCUGGAUAAAGUCCUACUCUGAUAGAGUAGAUUUUUAUUAUUAUUUUUUAUUUUUUUGUAGAUGAGAUAUUAUGCACCAGUUUGUUUGGUAGAUGUUUAUACCAAAGAUCCUGGACUUAACCUUCAUUUAGAAGCUGACUCUACGUUUUCUACGUUACUGUAGAAUCUGCUGCCUGUAAUCAAUUACUUUUAUACAUCUUUAUCAACUAGCUUUCUAUUUACGUAGACUUGGCUAUAUUUAUUUUUUAAAUGAAAGAAAAAUAUCUUAUUAUCUAAUAUAUUUAUUAGAAAUGUAUCACUAUAAGACUGCUGGUCAGAAAAUGGUUCUGAAAGUUGUAAGAGAUUGCAUUUGCACUCAAUCACUGAGGCAUUAUUAUUAUUAUUAUUAAUAAUAAUAAUAAUAAUGUUUAUUUUAAAGUGGUAUGAAACGUCGUGGACAGACCUGCUGUAUUUUUUUGAGUAUAUAUAUAUAUAUAAUAUUCUAUCAUGUAUGACUCAAGCACUUCUCUGGAAAUGAUGAACCUUGACUUAAACUUUGUCCCAGUUUACUCAAGGACAUUUUACCGCACAAACAUUUACAUAUUGACUAAUGCUCGUAUUUAUUCAUUUAUUUAAGCACAUUUUUUGCACAAGACCAACAAGAUGCAGUUUUAUUAAGUGCUAAGAUCACACCGUCUUACCCCUGUUUGACAGUUUGCCCCGAUUUAGAGCACUGUAACCUUAUUUUAUGGAUUUAUUUGGUGUUAGAAGCUUAUCAGAUUUCUGUAAGGUGGAAGCGCUCAGCACUGACAAAGUCAAAGUUAAGUAAAAGCACUCGCCCUAUGGGGAAAAGGAAUCCGUGUUGCCUUAAAAUACAAAACAAAGAAAAAUCAAUAUCUGUUCAAAUCCAUCCAUGAAAUAGUCCAUCCAUUCAUGUUUAUUUAACUUUGACUUGUCACUUUAAAUAAAGUUUUAUGUAGAUUUUCAUAUAUAAA